Rosa rugosa (rugosa rose) is the source of this 3040-nucleotide messenger RNA. Its product is annotated as ADP-ribosylation factor GTPase-activating protein AGD3-like. Lineage: Eukaryota; Viridiplantae; Streptophyta; Magnoliopsida; Rosales; Rosaceae. The transcript is spliced from 20 exons. The coding region runs from base 170 to 2587 and encodes 805 amino acids. The record is from RefSeq and is a predicted model, not a curated record. Gene Ontology annotation, cellular component: cytoplasm. Gene Ontology annotation, molecular function: GTPase activator activity; protein binding.
CAACUGCACAAACCUCUCCUUGUCUAACAAAAACUUUUCCAAAAAAGCAAAGAAAUUUCUGAAGCUCUGUUACCAUUUUUGCAUUGCCAACAUUGAAGCUCUCUCUCUCUCUCUCUCUGAAUUGAAGACCAAAGGAGAAGAUCGAAGAGCUCUGCAUCAAAACUCAAACAUGACUUUCGCAAAGCUCGAUGAUUCGCCAAUGUUCCGCCAGCAGUUGCAAGGCUUGGAAGAAGGGGCAGAGGCAUUGAGGGGAAGGUGUUCUAAGUUUUACAAAGGAUGUCGAAAGUACACAGAAGGGCUUGGAGAAGCAUACGAUGGGGAAAUUGCUUUUGUAACUGCCCUUGAAACUUUUGGGGGAGGGCAUGGUGAUCCUAUUUUUUCAGCAAUGGGGGGCCAUAUCAUGACGAAUUUCACAAUUGCAUUGAGAGAAAUCGGAACAUACAAGGAAGUUUUGCGGUCACAGGUAGAGCACAUGCUAAAUGAUAGGCUGCUGCAAUUUGUAAAUGUUGACCUCCAAGAUCUCAAGGAAGCCAGAAAGCGUUUCGACAAGGCUUCACUUAUAUAUGAUCAGGCACGUGAGAAGUUUCUGUCAUUGAGGAAGAGCACUAGGCUGGAUAUAGCUGCUAGUAUAGAGGAGGAACUGAAUAAUGCAAGAUCCUCAUUUGAGCAAGCCCGCUUCAACCUGGUUACUGCUCUCUCUGAUAUUGAGGCCAAAAAGAAGUUUGAGUUUCAGGAAGCUGUUAGUGGGGUGAUGGAUGCUCAUCUUCGUUACUUCAAACAGGGAUAUGAGCUACUGCACACAAUGGAACCCUAUAUUCAUCAGGUUUUGGAGUAUGCACAACAUACGAGAGAAAGUGCCAACCAGGAACAGAUAUCGCUUAAUGAAAGAAUAGUAGAGUACAGAAGGCAGAUUGAUAGGGAAAGUAGGCAGUCCUUACGUGGUGUUCAUGGUUCUUUUAGUGGAGAUGGUAUGCAGACUUUGGCUAGAAGAUCAAAUAAACUGAUAGAGGAAGUGAUGCAAUCUGCUGCAAAGGGGAAGAUUCAAACCAUUCGUCAAGGAUAUCUCUCAAAACGGUCCUCCAAUUUGAGAGGCGACUGGAAAAGAAGGUAUUUCAUUCUUGAUAGUCGAGGGAUGCUGUAUUACUAUCGCAAACCAUGGAACCGGUCAUCUUCUUCUCCACAGAAGAAUAAUUCCUCCGACUAUGGCUCUGGGAUUUUGAGUCGAUGGCUUUCUUCCCACUAUCAUGGUGGUGUACAUGAUGAAAAAUCUGUUGCACGUCACACUGUGAACUUGCUGACAUCAACAAUUAAGGUUGAUGCAGACCAGACAGACUUAAGAUUCUGCUUCAGGAUUAUAUCACCUUUAAAAAUUUACACUUUGCAGGCAGAGAAUGCACUCGACCAAAUGGAAUGGAUUGAGAAAAUCACUGGAGUAAUUUCUUCAUUAUUGAGUUUCCAGGCACCUGAGAGGCAGCGUCUGUUAGCUAGCUCUAUGGGUAGCGACGGUCAUUUCUCUGCAAGCGAGAGCAAUUCAUUAGAAAGUUAUCCUGAUGUUGAUCAGACAGCUAUUCAGGACCAGUCACCAAAAAUAUUCACUAAUAAUUAUUUGCGUACCUAUAGAAGUUUGCAACCGCAUAAGCCGAGUGUGAAAACUGAGAAGCCAAUUGAGAUAUUGAGAAGAGUACGUGGUAAUGACAAGUGUGCUGAUUGUGGGGCACCUGACCCAGAUUGGGCAUCCUUAAACCUUGGUAUUCUUAUUUGCAUUGAAUGUUCUGGUGUUCAUCGCAAUCUUGGUGUACAUGUAUCAAAGGUUAGAUCACUGACACUUGAUGUGAAAGUAUGGGAACCGUCUGUCUUAAUCUUGUUUCAAUCACUGGGGAAUACUUAUGCAAACUCGAUUUGGGAGGAGAUGUUGCCUUCAAAAAGUACUUCACAGGCUGAUGAUAUUCUUACUGGUUUUUUCAAGUCUGAUAGAAAUUCAAUUGAUCAAUCUCUUAUGACAAAGCCCUGUUAUGAUAAUCUGAUUUCAGUAAAGGAGAGAUUUAUUCAAGCAAAGUAUGCAGAAAAACGUUUUGUUCGCCCCAGAAAGAUCAGUCAGAAACUCCACCCUGUGGAGCAACAGUUGUGGAAAAGUGUCUGUACUAAUGACAAGCAAGCUGUUUACCGCUAUAUUGUCAGCUUUGAAGCUGAUAUUAAUGCUGUAUGUGGGAAAGCAUUAUGUGAUAAUUCAAUGGACAAGCCUUCCUCAAGUAAUUCAAAUUUAUCAAGUAGAAGUGAAGAUCGCCUCAUAGAAAACAUCCCUGAGGGUUGUUCCCUGCUUCACCUAGCCUGCCAAAUUGCUGAUAUUGGCAUGGUGGAGCUACUUUUACAGUAUGGUGCAAAUAUAAAUGCUUCUGAUUCAAAAGGCCAAACGCCACUCCAUUAUUGUGUUAUGAGAGGGAAUCCUGCUAUUACAAAGAUGCUUCUCAUGAGAGGAGCAGAUCCUCAAGCCACUGACAGAGAAGGUAAAACACCAUGUAAGCUUGUAUCAGAGUCAGCCUUGAAUGACAAUGGGAUGCUUUCUAUGCUGACAAACUCAGGCAGAUGAUGGUUCAAAUGAGAGGAGAAAUUAUUUAUAGCGUAAGGAACAUGAGUACAGAUUAAAAAUAUGGGAUUAAUCCCUCUUCAUAGAUGUAGAUUAGUUCAGUUUUGUGGCUUGAGGUAAAUAUAGGAAAUUUGAUUUGUUUUUACGUGCUCAUGCACUUUUCUUCAUUUGCUUUCCUGUAUAGAAUUUUAGGAGGUUAGUAGCAAAUUCUUCUGUUGGUGUAUAUACGAUUUCGAAUGCAUUUCUGCCAGGGAAAAGAACCAGUGCGUGCAAAAAAUAUGUGAACCAUACCUCUGUCUCGAAGUGCUGAGGUUGAAUUUGGGUUGUAAAGUUAAAUUAUGAAUUUAGAUUUGCUUCUUUAAGUUCUUGAUACUUGAUAGGUUAUCUGUCUACUAUGUAUGCUGAUUAACUUUUCCAUGUUUUUAAUAUCAAAUGAGAGGGAAGAGUUGAGCUUCA